GUCUGUGUAGGAGGGUUGUUGACAUUUAUUAACAUCAAUGAACGGCGGUUAAUUACCCUUUAACAACUAAUAAGAAUAAAGCGCAGUGGGAGAAGUGCGUUUCCAAAAGCUUGCCCAUCCCUUACCCUUGAUAAUUGGGUUAGUCUAAGCAUUGAUGAAGAAUUGUUUGCAAAAUCAAUAGUUCUUAAGGAAAUAUGGGUCGUGUUUGUUUACAUUUUGCAGUCAGAGUGAAAUGCAAGCAAGCAGUUUUGUCUUAUGACAUGACCCGUGGUUUUGGGAAGAGCAGAGGCCAGGAAUGAAGAACAUAUUGACUGUGAGCCCUGUGUGACAUCAUGAAUGACCUCAUCUCAAUGGAAAUGUCGACGUUUACUUCAGGUGCAAUGGAGACGACUGAAGCAGUGAUGAUGGGGGGUGAGGAAGAUCUUCAUAGCCCCAUAGAGAAAGUUUCUGACAACACAACAAAUUACAUUCAAAAUGUUAUUGAUGACUUUCAAAAUCCAGAUUUGGGCUACCUAGUGCUGUCACUAUUGAUAGCUAUAACAUGGUCAAUAUACAUAAUUCUCUUCAACUCACGUGUACAAGGUCGCAUCCUAACUGCUAUUCUAAGGAGAUUCUUCAAGACUGGAGACCUUGUUAUUGGCUCCUUCUCAUUAUCUGUAUUGUCUGGGAAGAUUAUGUUUAGAAAUGUAGUGUACGUGACAGAAGACUACAGCUUCAGAGUUGUUGAUGGAAUACUUAAAUUUCAUUAUUGGCUUCCUUAUGUCAAGAGAGAAUUGUCAGAAGAUAUGUCCCAUUGUGAUCACCGAGUUUGGCUGGAGCUAAAUGGGCCUGAACUACACAUCUACAAUCGCUCUCAGCUGUACUCCAAGCUAGAGAAAACCUUUGGUCUUGAGCAGCUGUUGAUGAGUGGAGGAGGGAAGACAGGCAAGACAGAUGAGGAGGCUGAGAUUGAAGUUGCUCAGACCCAGGCAAAGGAUAUGAGUUUUUGGCAGGACUGGCGAGAUCUCAUUCCAGUCAUAAAGAUUGACCUUAACAUGGCACGCUUUGUUUUUGGCAAUCGUCUUGUGGCAUCAACUCUCAUCCUAACUACAGAUAAAGCUGAAUGUUGUUAUUCAACUAAACAAGCAGCUUGUUCGCUUGAUCACUUUAUGCAUGUUGUGAAGUCAAAGGCAGAAAAUUUCAGGGUAAUUCUUGCUCCCAGUCCAAAAUACACAGGUGUUCUGGAUGAGCCCCCAAGAUAUAUGGGUGAAGGCUUUGUUGUCAUGUCAUCCAGUCUAGUCAAUUUCUAUCACUACAUGGAUGAGCCAGGAGUUGUACCAGAGCAUCCGCAGACAAUGCGUUUGCCAAAUGGAGAUGAAGUAUCAGCUUCAGCCCCUGUCUGGGGGCUGGAUAUUAAAUGUGCAAAGGGAACCAACUUGAGCUAUGGGCCUUGGGCUGACCGGCAAAGAGAACAGCUCUUCCGCUUCUUCUUUCCACAAGAUUACCAGACAAUGCAGGUAAAUAAAGGUCCAGUGCCUGGGGAGGUGCGUCAAGUGCAGCAGUUUGAUAUUCGCUUGAGUAUCUUGUCAGAGGCGACAAUUGAUAUUCUUUUUUCAAAGGAAAAGGAAACAAAUGCAGUGCACAUGAACGUUCAGCGUGGAUCCUAUUUUGAGAUGACUCUGCCUUGGACUGUUGGCAAAGAUGGUUAUACCACAAAGAUUAAUGGUUCAGCUCUUCCAUCCUACGCUCAGCCUUCUGGAAGCAGAGUCCUCGUUACCUGCAUUAAUAUUCCCGUAUCUCAGCAGCCGGAUCUGGAACUCUCAGAUCAGACCCAUUGGGACUCUGCAAUCUCAACUAGCUCAGCAAGGGCUACUUACCACCUUUCGCUUCUCAUUUCGCUCACAGAUGCCAGUUCUAUCCAAGAUUUGAUUGAAGAUUGGUCCUCCAGAGCUCCACCUGACCUCCUUCAUUUUGUUCCAUAUACAUGGAACUUCUGCUUAAGGCUUCAUCAGUUUGAGUUGAUUACCUUAGCAAAUGGUUAUAACUGGGUUGACUGCUCUUCUCAACACCAGGCAAAUGCUCACGUUGCCUUCUGUGGGGACUUAUUUGAACUGAAGUUUACCCUUCCAUUUGUAGACUUCUUGCCAGAAACAGUUACCCUCAAGUUUCUCAUGCUAGCCGAGACAGUUGAUCUAAGCUUAUAUCUACCUCCAUCAAAUACUUCACGAAAUAUCAUUGCUUCUUUGGACCGCAAUGCUAAGUUAGUUGAUCCAGAAGGAAGACCACAACAGCCCUUCACAAAUGAUAAAUGGAGAAAGUUUUGUAAACUUAGUGCUGGUUGGAUUGAUUGCUGGCAUGUUCUUGAACUGCAGCUAAAUAUUGGGUACAUUUAUCAUCCAGUCCCACCGCUUGGGCCAUCACCUCAGGCCAAUGUCUCUACACCAGAAAAGGAAGAGCUGCUGUUGUCACCCAUCCGAGCACCAAACAGGAAAAAAUCUCCAAUGGAAAUCAAAAGUAUACCUCGAGAAUAUUUGAUCCAACUUCAAUGA
Molecule: messenger RNA, 2528 nt
Organism: Penaeus vannamei (Pacific white shrimp)
Lineage: Eukaryota; Metazoa; Arthropoda; Malacostraca; Decapoda; Penaeidae
Source: RefSeq, a predicted model, not a curated record